Messenger RNA from Rhopalosiphum padi (bird cherry-oat aphid), 1029 nucleotides. RefSeq lists its product as uncharacterized. The transcript has a single exon. The coding region runs from base 1 to 966 and encodes 321 amino acids. NCBI's taxonomy places the organism in Eukaryota, Metazoa, Arthropoda, Insecta, Hemiptera, Aphididae. The record is from RefSeq and is a predicted model, not a curated record.
AUGAAAUCAGAGCGGAUACGUGGUACAACCGAAUCAUCGUUGUCGGAAUUAAGCGGGUCAUCCGUCUGCUCGAAAUCCAAUCGUGGUGUUUCGCGAAAAGCGACGAGUUUCGAUUUAACGACGUGUGGUGGCGACGGCCCGAAUUCCACAGAAACGUCAAACGAAAUAGACCGGCACGCUGAGAAAUCGCCCGCGGCCCAAACGAACCCACGGCGGUCGAUCGAUGACAACGUCAAAUCCGAAAAACAGUCGGAAAACGCCUCGUUGAAUGAAAUGAACGGCAAAAUGUAUCUGAUCGACAAGUUGUUGGGUUGCGAAGAUCACUCGAAAACGAAAUGUUCCAUUGACGACCAGCUGCGGUCAACCGAUGUGAUGGUCGAGAACGAUUCGGGAUUCGAUCGUUACGACGUAGAGGACUCUCAAAGUUUCAGCGGCGACCACCGUGACGGCGACACCGGAUCGUUCUCGUCGUCUUGGCUGCUGGGCGCCGGCGAUAUAAUUUCCGGUGGCCGUUAUUUGUUCCCGGAAAAAUUGGCCGGGACGGUAGCGGUAAAAUUCAAAGGCCGGAAGAGGCACGGCCGUAAAAAAACGCUAGCGCGGCGGCAAGGGCGGUCAGAACGUCCGAAAAGCAGUCGGGGCUUGGAGAACGGAAACCCGUCAGAAGGACUGCCGUUGUCGCCACAGUUAAUCGGGUUUGGCGAAGAUUGCGGUAAGUAUUUCGCGAAUUCCUCCGCAGCGCCCAGCCGGCGAAAGAGGGAACAGCAGAUCAAAGACGUAUACGCGGCGACUGCGGGCGAAAACACUCGGGCGCCGGUGGCGAUUGCCGGGCGGACGACCGACCGCAGUCACGAAGCGUCGUCUUUCAUUAAUCGCAAAAUGAGGAGCCGAGAAAUCACGCGCGUUAACAAAAUAAUCGCCGACAAGAUAUUGAAUGUCCGGACGACCAUACCGAAAACCAAAAAAUAAUCGAUUACCGCACCUGCGAACGCACAUCGUCAUCAUCAUCAUCAUCGUCAUUAUCAUCGCCCC